ACCCUGAGCUUCCCAAGGGUCUUCUCCACCGGCGAUGCCGAAGCUCCGUCCCAGCCCUUGCGUCGUCCCACGCAGCAGCAGCAGCAGCAGCAGGGUCAGCCGCGCCUACCUGUCUCACCCAGGCUCGUCUCCGCCGUCCACCCUGCCCGCGAUCUCUCUCUGCUCGCUCCUUCCUUCCACCCGGUUUCCACAGCACAACCGCAAAGUGCGCACGGCCGUGACGUCACUCCAGGAGCUCCAGUCACCGGGCGUCCAGCGAGGGUGGGCGCUGCCGCUGGGCCACCGCACCAGCCCUGCAAGCAUGCGCGGACCCGCGGAUGCACCCGGGACCUGCGUACAGCGCUUUCCUCCCGUCCGCGUUUCCGGUGGGGAUGUUAAGGUCCUUUUAUUGAAAGGCCCUCCUUCUUGUGCGCCUAAUGUCCAAUCUUUUGGGUCCCGCGGCAAAAGAAGGAACGGGAGUGGGAUUUGGCUAACAUUGUUCUGCUUUCAUCCCAACAAUUGGCAUCUUCUUUACUUCUCCAGCCCACUGUUCGUCUUUAUUCCUGAAUUUCAGGAAACAGAACAAUGUAUCACCUUCACUUUUGGGCCAUCAGCAGGGAGUUCAAGGAGCAUUCUGGUUGGUAUUAAAUUGGUUUUCUUAAACAGAUUGUUUUAGAUUCUAGUUUUAUUUUCAUAAUAGGCCAAGCCAAUUCAGAGGCAUCUUACUAACUGCUAAGUGAAUAUGAGUGUAUAUAUAAGAAGCCCAAGGUAAAAUUUCUUCUGAACCAGAGACUGUUCUCAGAUACUCCAUCUUGCAGGCUUCCUCUUGAGGUCGCCUGGGCUAGCAAAUCCCCUACUGUAACAAAGUUUGAUUUUAGGAAGCUGAUAUCUGCUUAUUAGCUCACGAUAUUGUUUCUGUAACUAGUGAAUGAUGCUUGAAUUGAUCUUUCUAUACAUGUGUUGAAGUAAUGUUUUCCCUCCUUAUUCAAGCAUAUAUACAUACAUGUAUGCAAUUUUCCAUCUGAAGUAUUUUUUAGGAUAGUUCACAUUAAAAUGGUUAAAAAGAUUACAACAAACAUUAAAACAGUAAAAACUAAAAUACAUAAAACAGCAGUAUAAAAAUCACCUCAUGGGAAGAUGAUUAGAAGAAACCAAGCGGGUGCUGUGGCAUAUAUGGAAUGCCACAAUGGGGAAGUCUUUCAUGCACUUGCCGGCAGCUUUCUCUCAAUGGAACUGCCCAGAGUUUGUCUGAGAGCAGUAGCAGGCUCACAACAGGUGCCUUUUGGGGGCUGGUAAUUCUAAACUCUGUACUGUUUUUCAAAAAGAGAGCAUGAAAAAGAAUAUGGAGAAAACAGUUAAAGCUUUUAGUUCAGAAAAAGGGAUGAUUUGAAGGGAAGGGAAGAAGCUUACAAAAUGUUGAAUGAUGGAGAGAAAGCAGACAGAUAUACCCUCUUUCCUUGUUUUCAUAUUAAAUUUCAGGUUUAUUCAGUGAUUAGUAAUUAAUUGAAUGAUAAUAUUUUUAUUUAUUUGUUUAUCAAAAUAAGUGUAUUUUUUAUUAAAUUUAAAUUGAUAUAGCCACUCGUUUCCAUAUCACUGGCAGCAGUCCUUUAACUGUGGAAAUGAAAUAAGAUCAAAUUCUUGCCCUGAAAUAUAAUGAUAUAUAUUUUCAGCCACUGAAAAUUCUAUUCAGCUGGAUUAUUAAACAUUUUGAAAACUCCUCAAAGACAGUGCAUCAACAAUAUAUUACUAUGCUCCAAUAUGGAGUUUACCAAUCUAACUAAUCAUAGCCAAACUGCAGUUAUUUUAUUGGAAGCCUUGGCUGGUGCAUGAUUCUUAGAAGAUGGCAGAAGAUGGCAUCCACUGUGGAAGACACUUGGGCUUCCAAUGACUGCUAGAUUCAGGAGGGCAAACCUCAUAAUUUAUCUUGGGGGAAGGCAGCCAUUUUUAACCUGAAUAUUUAAUUUUGCUGGGAUGGCAUGUAAGGGGUUAAUGUUUAGAAUAAAAUUUAACAUUUAAAUUGAAUUGAGUUAAAUUAAAUACAAUAUAUAUAUAAUUGCACUUUGUGACUUUAAUAAUGUUUGAUGUGCAACAUACAGAAUUAAUAUGUGGUAGUAACUCAUAAGAGACUCUAGAAAUCAAUUAUAUAAUCAUAUAAGAAACUUAUAAGUGACUCUAGAGGUCACACUCUAGAGGCUCAGAAUGAACAAAAACUUGCAACAAAAGCCAAAGAUAAUAAACACUUUUUUUAACAUAUAAAUAACAAGAAAAAAGUCAAGGAAAAAGUAAGGAAGUAACAGACAAUAGAGAGAAAGCAAAAUGGCUUAACUUAUUCUUUGCAUCAGUCUUCACGCAAAAAGAAACUAGCUCAACUUACCAAAAACAUAGCCGUAAAAGACAGACUAGAAAUGAAAAUUGACUUAUGACCAUUUUUCACACUUAUGACUGCUGCAGCAUCCCCAUGGUCAUGUGAGUUACAUUCAGAUGCUUGACAACUAGUU
Messenger RNA from Crotalus tigris (Tiger rattlesnake), 2477 nucleotides. RefSeq lists its product as uncharacterized. NCBI's taxonomy places the organism in Eukaryota, Metazoa, Chordata, Lepidosauria, Squamata, Viperidae. Bases 35 to 655 code for a protein of 206 amino acids. The transcript has 2 exons. The record is from RefSeq and is a predicted model, not a curated record.